AUGCAAGUUGGCAGGUGGCUGCUCUGGGUGACCUGGCUCUAUACCUGGGCGGAAGGGUCACGCCAGUGUCAGUGCCAAUGCACCUGUAUACCUGAGCCGGGACUGGCCGAGGGGUCAAAGACACCGGUCAAGGAGCAUGACCGUCAUCGAUUGGAGCACCGGCAGCAUCGGCCACACAGGGACAAGCCACACCGGAGAAAAGGUUCCAGACUGAGGACGGAUGUGGUGGAGGUGCCCCCGCGGAUUGUCCACCACCCCUCAGAUGUGGUGGUCAAGGUAGGCAGCCCCGCCACCCUCUCCUGCCGCGCCGACGGCACACCCGAGCCCUCCAUUGAGUGGCUCCGCAAUGGCCAGCCCCUGGAGAUGGACAAGCUGGACAGCCAAUCGCGGCCCAUCGUCCUGUCGGAGGGCAGCCUUUUUUUCCUCAGCGUGGUGCCAGGGAGGCGGAGUCAGUCACAUGAGGGCGUGUACGCGUGCAUGGCAAGGAACAGCGCUGGCAAGGCCACCAGCCGCAACGCCUCCCUCUAUAUCGCAGCUCUGCGUGAGGACUUCCGGGUGCAGCCCAGUGACGUGGAGGUGGCUGUGGGGGAGGUGGCGGUGCUGAACUGCAGCCCGCCGGUGGGCCACCCCGAGCCCAAUGCCACCUGGAGAAAAGACGGGGUCCCCAUCAACCACACAAACCCGCACUACACUGAACUAAAUGGGAAGUUGAUAAUCGCCCCAGCCCAGAAAAAUGAUUCUGGCGUGUACAUCUGUGUGGCCUCCAACACUGUGGGAGUAAGAGAGAGCAGGGCCGCCCGCCUGUCUGUCUUAGCCAAGCCAGUGUUGGUGCUGAAGCCUCAGGAUGUGUUGGUGGGGACAGGGGAGUCUGCCCAGUUCUACUGCGAGGCUAAAGGAGACUCCAUGGCUGCUGUGGAGUGGAGCCGUGAGCAGGGCCCUCUGCCCAACGGCAGGUAUCUAGUGAAUCCUGACCAGAGCCUCCAGAUCCACUACGUGACACCACAGGAUUCUGGGAGGUACACCUGCACAGCUGUCAACGACGUGGGGGUGGUCACCGCCAGCGCACAGCUAGUGGUGGAGGGAGCUGCAAGCACCAGACAGAGGGACCUUCACAGAGAGUUGUCGGACCUGCGCAUAGCUCUGGAGAAUGUGACGGUGCUGACUCCAAACUCCAACAUGUCCCAAGUGCAGUGGAAGCUCCAGUCUUUCCCAACCCAGCCUCAAUACCUGGAUGGUUUCGAGGUCCUCUGUCGCUCUCUCUUGCCUGCCAGUUCGGACUGGGCUGCUAAGAGGGUGCCACUACCCAACUUUCAAACACUGGUCGGCCCGCUCAAGAGGGGCUACAAGUAUGAGUUCAAAGUGCGUCCCUACGGCAGCAGUUUGUAUGGCCGGGAGAGCAACACCAGGCACCUGCGUGUACCUGAAACGGUGCCUAGCGCCCCACCUCAGGCCGUCUCCAUAACAAUGGCCCCUGACCACAAUGACACGGUCUAUGUGACCUGGGAGCCUCCACCCCACAAAGCUCACAACGGCAUCAUCCAGGGAUACCAGUUGUGGUUUGUGCAGUUGGAGGAGCAGCAGUACCUGAACUGGACAGUGGAUAGUGGGACCCACAGUCUGGAAAUAAACCCUCUGUACCCAGGCAAAGAGUACUGGGUCCAGGUGGCAGCAGUCAACGGAGCUGGCGUCGGGGUGCAGAGUGACCCCCAUAGACUGGUCAUAGACUCUCGGAGGUCCGGGGCCCCCCAGUCAGACAGCCCCAGUAGGGACCUGACUCAGGUCCUGGCUGUGCUGAGGGACCCUGUGUUCAUCGGAAGCGUUGGCACCCUCCUGUGGUGCGUCCUAAUGGGGAUGGCCUUCUGCCUGUACCGCCACCACACCCGACCCGGCGACCACCUGGGACGAGGCCACGGUUUGUACAGGUUGGCCAGUGAGGACCUAAUCAUCAAACACCGAAUGGCGGCCCCAGACUCACCAUGGAUCUCGGGUGCGUGGAGACCGGCCCAGAGUGGCGAGAAGUACCAGGGCAUGUGGGCUCAGAGCCAGGAGAACCCCGUCUUCAGGAAGACCAAGUUGCCAAUCACAGCCAAGAAGGACCCCGGCUCCCUGGACUCGGCUGUCCCCAUCGUGCCCGACAGCUGCGGUGUCUAUGGGACGUUCUACGUGGACCUGACGGGAAACGGCCUCAAGACCUUCAACAGCCCCACCCGAUGCCCUAAGAGGCCCCACUGCCACACCUCCUCCUCCUCACACUACUCCCAGCACGGCGCAGAGGCGGUGCGUACCGCUGUCAAGACCACGCUGGUCAAGGAUGGACAGGCCCUGCCCCCAGCCCAGCCCAAGAUGGGCGUGCUCAAGGAGUCAUGGGAGAAGAAUUACAAACGAGAGCUCCAUGCAGUGAACAGCGCCCCCUUGGUGUCAUCGAGGAGCCAGGCGCUGGCUGUGAGGGGAGUGCCUUACAAACAGAGGCUCAGCCACCUCCCACCAGGUGGGCGCUCAGAGUGCGUCAAGCCCCUGGCGUCGUCCCGCUUCCUGCACCACUCAGCCUCACUGCACUUGGUGGACAUGCUCCCCACCCCGCCUCCGCUGCCCAUGGACGACACCACUGACACACACAGCCUCACCUCAGAGGAAGGGUCCAGCAGGUCCACUAAGCUGAUGGUGGAUGACGGGUCUCACCAGUCUGUGUGUGCUGCGUCCGGUCUCCGUGGCCCCCCAUCCAACACCACGGGCUUCCCCUCCUACAGCCGCCUGUCCACUGCCUCUUACUGCCUGUCAUUAGACGAGGAGCAGGACACGACAAUGACCUCACAGGAAGUCACCCAGUACCUGGAGCUCAACCCCAAGGCCGAGAGGCGCAGCACAAUGCCGGAGAAUCCUCCUUCCUCCUCCCUGUCCCGCCCUUUCUCCCCCACUCCCACUUUGGGCUACAUCUGUGGGCUCCUUCCCUCCGACCAACUGGAGGAUAGGUUGACUGACGACCAGGAGUCCCAGCCAAUGGGCUCUCGACGGGCCCGGCUCCAGAGCACACCCUUGUCGCUCUGCAGUGAAUGGGAGGGCUCGCUGUGGAACGGCUGGGGGUCGGUGCCAGAGGGCAACAUGGCUAACAGCACCCGCACCAGCUUCAUCAGCUCGUCGGACGGCAAAUUCAUGAGCGAUGCCAACUUUGCCUGCGUGCUGGCCACUGUGGCCGCAGAGUCCAUGAGUGGAGCCUCGUUCUCAGACUUCUCUCCCCCGGCGUUGCCCCUCAGUGCCCUGUUCCCUCCGGCUCCAGAUGAAGGAGCGGAGUGUUUCGGGGAGCUGGAUCCCAUGCCCGUUUGGGACUGGAGUACAACCUGGGUGGAGGAGAUGGAGGCGCAGUACCGCGCCCAGUACACCUCCCAGGCAGAUACACCCCCCGCCUGCAACACCUGGGGGCAUCGUCGUGCUGACCAUCACUGUGAGGACCGCCGAGCCACCGGAGGGGGUAGGGUUUGA
Salvelinus namaycush (lake trout) is the source of this 3477-nucleotide messenger RNA. RefSeq names its product roundabout homolog 1-like. NCBI's taxonomy places the organism in Eukaryota, Metazoa, Chordata, Actinopteri, Salmoniformes, Salmonidae. Gene Ontology annotation, biological process: homophilic cell-cell adhesion; axon guidance; dendrite self-avoidance. Gene Ontology annotation, cellular component: axon; plasma membrane. The record is from RefSeq and is a predicted model, not a curated record. Gene Ontology annotation, molecular function: cell-cell adhesion mediator activity. The coding region runs from base 1 to 3477 and encodes 1158 amino acids. The transcript is spliced from 19 exons.